Balaenoptera musculus (blue whale) is the source of this 3669-nucleotide messenger RNA. It is a transcript of the gene LETMD1, whose product is annotated as LETM1 domain containing 1. The record is from RefSeq and is a predicted model, not a curated record. Gene Ontology annotation, biological process: intracellular monoatomic cation homeostasis. NCBI's taxonomy places the organism in Eukaryota, Metazoa, Chordata, Mammalia, Artiodactyla, Balaenopteridae. Gene Ontology annotation, cellular component: mitochondrial inner membrane. The coding region runs from base 317 to 1117 and encodes 266 amino acids. Gene Ontology annotation, molecular function: ribosome binding. The transcript is spliced from 9 exons.
ACUCUCGCCUGCCCCUCCCUCACUGCGAAGAUGGCGGUCUCCAGAGUGUGCUGGGCUCGGGCUGCUUUGUGGGGUUCGGCGGGGCCCCCUGGACCUUAUGUCGCCCGGAGGCUGCAGUUUGUUCGCUCUGGCCUGGCCUGGGGGACCCCUCGGUCUUCAAAGCUUCACCUUUCUCCAAAGGCAGAUGUGAAGAGCUUGAUCUCUUAUGUGGUGACCAAGACAAAAGUGAUUAAUGGGAAAUACCAUCGUUUCUUGGGUCGUCAUUUCCCCCGCUUCUAUGUCCUGUAUACAAUCUUCAUGAAAGGUAGGAUUGCAGAUGUUAUGGGCUGAUGCCAAAAAGGCUAGAAGAAUAAAGACAAAUAUGUGGAAGCACAAUAUAAAGUUUCAUCAACUUUCAUACCGGGAGAUGGAGCAUUUGAGACAGUUCCGUCGAGACGUCACCAAGUGUCUUUUCCUAGGUAUUCUUUCCAUUCCACCCUUUGCCAACUACCUGGUCUUCUUGCUAAUGUACCUGUUUCCUAGGCAACUGCUGAUCCAACAUUUCUGGACCCCAAAGCAACAAAUUGAUUUCUUAGAUAUCUAUCAUGCUCUCCGGAAGCAGUCCCACCCAGAAAUUCUUUGUUAUUUAGAAAAGGUUAUCCCUCUCAUUUCUGAUUCAGGACUCCGGUGGCAUAUGACAGAAUUGUGCACCAAGAUGCAGCGUGGUACCCACCCAGCAAUACAUGAUAUCCUGGCUCUGAGAGAGUGUUUCUCUAACCAUCCUCUGGGCAUGAACCAGCUCCAUGCUUUGCAGAUGAAAGCCUUGAGUCGAGCAAUGCUUCUCACACCUUACCUGCCUCCUGUCUUGUUGAGAUACCGUUUAAAGACUCAUACCACUGUGAUUCACCAACUGGACAAGGCUUUGGCAAAGCUGGGGAUUGGUCAGCUGACUGCCCAGGAGGUGAAGUCGGCUUGUUAUCUUCGUGGCCUGAAUUCCACCCAUAUUGCUGAAGAGAGGUGUCGAACUUGGCUGGGAGAAUGGCUGCAGCUUUCCUGCAUCCUGAAAGAAGCUGAGCUGUCCCUCUUGCUACACAAUGUGGUCCUGCUUUCCAUCAACUACACUGGGACAAGGCGCUGAGCCGACAAGGAGCGGGUGGCGUUGUCCUGCAUGCAGUCACAUAGUCCAGCAGCGUGGGACCAAACAGCACUUGUCAGCAAAGAGUGUGUGCCCUGUUAGGCGUGUGCAAGGCAGAGGAGCAGGUGCCCGUGUGGCAGCUGGAACUGAAAGAAACACUCCUACCGGGGCGGCCCACGAGAGGUGUCAUCCCAACUUCCUCAGAUUUCACUGGAGCUGGCAGCAGCCUUUGUACUGGGCUUUUACUAUGGUGUUUUAAGUUUGGAUCCCAGGAAGUGAGCUUUUGCCCCAGGUGGGAAUCCUCAUUUGGCCUAGGACUUACCCACUGCCACAUUCGUUACAGCUGUUUUUGUUCAAGACCGUUUCUGGCUGAUGACGGGAACAGCACUACUUAAAGUGGAGCCUUUAUGUCCAUGCGUGUACUUUGAUGCCCCCGUCAGCACUUUGAUAUGACCAAAAAUAGGGAUUUUUAUUUUUUGUUCCCCUCACAGGGCUAAACCACUUCCCUUUUUUUCAAAUCCUUUGAGCACCUUAACUUUUUUUUGGUUUUUUUUUUUUUUGUUAAGUAAAUAACUUAUGGGAACAUUCUAAUGGAAAGAUAAAAGGAAAUACAAGCGCUUCUUGACUCAAGUGUUUACAGCCUUCCCCUCCCUCUCAAUUUCUGGACUGGGCUACAGCCCCUGUGGAUCUUAAACUCUUUGCUACUUCCACUGUGUUGCAGCGAUCCAACUGUAGCUGACAGUGGCUGCCUUCUUUGGGCCAUGGAUCAAUCCUGUAAGGUACUAAUUACUGCCCAGCCCCGGAGACCAGGCGAGGUCUACUUUGAGAUAGUAAGUUGGGUUCAGCUUUUGUCUGUGUGUAUCAGUGACCUGUAGUAACUUAUUGUAAACGCAUGAAGCACUGUUUUUAAGCUCAAGUAAAGAUUGCCUGAAACCAGUUGCUGGAAAUUACUUAUGCAUACCCUAAUCAUUUUACUAAGGCUCCUUUUACAAGACUGACUGACAUAAGCUAACUAAUGGCGAGAUAACUGGUUGGAAUAGAACCUUCUGAUGGGAUGGAAAUGACAAAGGAGCUAAUUUGAAGUUGAUCCUCUUGCUGGAUUUUAAGAUGGUAACCAGGAAUAGCGAAUUUCAUAUACAUAUAUAUAUAUAUAUAUAUAUAAAGUAAUGGAGUUACAAAGUGGGCCCCAAGAGUAGGGACUGAGGUGGGAAAAGCUCCAGCAGGGCAGAUCAAGGCCUGCUUCAGCUGAAAAGGUAUGUUAGGGCAUAUGAUGCAAGUCAAGCUCUUGAUGCUCCAAAGAAUGUUCUAUUUUUCCACCAUAAAACUUCCUAUUGUUAACAUUAAUCCUUAACUGACCUAAUUGGUUUUAUAUACAAUGCUAGAGAAGCAUCUUUUCUCUAACAAGUAACUGACUUGUGGUCUGCCAAGAUAAAGAAUAACACACCAUUCUUUUGAAUAUUUCUUUAAUAUUACAUUUAAAUAUUCUCUUUAAAUACAGCAUUAUCACAAUGUAAAGGACCUAAAAGGCAAAAAAAAAAAAAAAAAAAAAAAAUUUUUUUUUCAGAGAACCAGACAAGCUUUGGAUUCACAUUGAAAAUACUACCUGUGUACAGUAUGUGAGAAAGGAAAUUGGAAAAUAAUUAAGCGUUGUAAUAAUCAGUUUUUUAUCUAGGCCUAGACUAAGCGGGACUGAAGCUCUCUGCCUCUGUGAUCAGAGGCCUAGCCUUUCUAGCAACCAUGAGCUAUAAUUCUGUCCGACUCAGGUAGCACCAGAAACGAGAUGGAUCAGGUUUGUAGAAGAGGCCCUUUGCUUGACAAGACAGUUAAUGCUAAACGUUAAUAUUUAGCAUUUAAAAGCUUGGGAUAGGUGAGUCAGAAUUGCAGAGUUAAUGAAGGGAUGGACUUAUAUUAAGAAACUAGUUUUUCAGAAAAAUCAAAUUAUCUUGGAGGUUGGCAAUGAGUCUAGUUAGAUGCAAAUUCUUGGUUUGAUCCCAAAUGUGUGUCUUACUGAACAGGUGAGAUCCACUCCCUAGCUUAGGCUGGAGCCUUCCUAAGCAGGGAAUGUAUAACACUCACCUUCACCUUCCAACACAAACUUCUAGAAAGAUUCUUCUCCAAAUUCCCAAUUAAACUUCAGUCUUGUAUCUGAGGGGACCAGUCUAAGGUGGCAGAGUGUAGCUCAGUUCGGGAUAGCACCUAGAUCUCAGGUACUUCAGACUCUCAACUCCAUUUCGUGAGACUAGAGGAUGGGGAGAGAUAAGGGCCUAUGACUUAUUAACUCCCCUAUGACUUAUUUUACUCCCCUGUAAAACCCAGCAAAAACAGGAACAGGAGAGGCAGAACGCGUUAAAAGAUGUAUCUGUGUUAAAUAUGAGGCCUUUCAGGCUCAGUUUAGGUUUGAUAGGUGAAAUGCUGCUGCGAUGUACAUGAAGGUUGCUUUCAGACACCAGGGCCUUAAGAUCCCACAAGAAAAGGCUUUAUGAGCAAGAUAAGUAGGAACAGUUAAUCUCCUCCACCAAAAAAAAAAGUUCUUUACUUUUUUUUUUCCUGGUUAA